AUGUCUACGUGUGCGCCGCGCGCGUGCUGCCGGCCGCGCGCCCCAGCUACCCUUCUCGACAUCACCGCAAAGAUAGUCGCCGCUUCUAUACCCUUUCAGCGCAUCGAAGAGCGCUAUGAACGUAUACCGGAACCUGUGCAACGCCGCGUCGUCUACUGGUCCUUCCCCAGAGACGAGCGGGACAUCUGUAUGUAUUCCUCGCUGGCCCGUGCUCCACCUGACGACCACAGGAACAUCGCCUUCUGCCGCGGUCUCAAGCUGCUGGAAGCCGGCUGUGUCGAGAACGUCCUCCAAGUCGGUGAGUGUCAAACCGCGCCUGCGCCUGUUUACUAA
Pieris macdunnoughi is the source of this 333-nucleotide messenger RNA. The record is from the annotation of a GenBank genome assembly. Lineage: Eukaryota; Metazoa; Arthropoda; Insecta; Lepidoptera; Pieridae.